GGGCGAGGAGUCUGCGGACAGGGGACAGCUCGAAAACUGGGGAGUAAGCUGAGUAGCUGUGGCUCCGGAUCCCAGGCUGGGCUGCAGGAGUAUCUCUGGUGCUGUGGGCCGGGACCGCUCCUCCCUCCCGGCCUUCCGGGCUUCCUUGCCAGGAGGGCCGGAAGGGAGCGGUGCACCUGGAGCCCAGGGUUCUCAGGCCCCAGGCCCAAGAGGUUCAAGCUCUUUGGGGUCCCUCUCCGUGCUCUGGCUCGGGAAAAAGUCUUGUCACCCACAGUGAGCUGGAGUACCGAUGACUCGGACCUCAGCCCCAGGCUUUUGCUGUGGAGGACAAAACCCCUGACUGACCUGAGCGGACGUCCUGUUAGAGGGUGGCGCCUGGAUGAGCCUGGGGUGGGGAAUACAGUGAAGAGGGUGUUGCAGUUCUUAGAAGAGAGGUGACGGAAAUCUAAACUGAGGAGGUGGCAGUGAGUAUGGAAAAGUGAUGAGCGAUGUGGCUCGCUGGAUUUGGUGGAUUUGGGUUGAAGCUGAAGCUUAUAGCCUACAGAUUAAGAAGGUGGUGCCACUAUAAAAUUGGGAUAUAUCAAGUUUGAAACCGUGGUUUAUGUGGAGAUGGUAGAAAGAUUAAAAAGAAAAAAAAAAAAAAAGCCUGGAAAGUAAGCCGGAAAGAAAUUUUCAAGGUGAGGACCAAAUCAGAAAAUGAUCCACAGUCUAUUUCUCAUAAACUGUUCUGGUGACAUAUUUCUGGAGAAGCACUGGAAGAGUGUUGUGAGCCAAUCUGUCUGUGAUUAUUUCUUUGAAGCUCAAGAGAAAGCUGCUGAUGUUGAAAAUGUACCACCUGUCAUUUCAACACCUCAUCACUACCUCAUCAGUAUCUACCGAGAUAAGCUCUUCUUUGUGUCUGUCAUACAGACUGAAGUGCCACCUCUCUUUGUAAUUGAGUUCCUACAUCGAGUUGCUGACACUUUUCAGGACUACUUUGGUGAGUGUUCGGAGGCUGCAAUUAAGGAUAAUGUGGUCAUAGUAUAUGAGCUCUUGGAAGAAAUGUUAGACAAUGGAUUUCCACUGGCUACUGAAUCUAACAUUUUGAAAGAACUGAUUAAACCACCAACAAUUCUACGUUCUGUCGUCAACUCUAUUACAGGCAGUAGUAAUGUUGGGGACACACUCCCCACUGGGCAGCUGUCCAACAUCCCAUGGCGCCGGGCAGGGGUCAAGUACACAAACAAUGAAGCCUAUUUUGAUGUUGUUGAAGAAAUAGAUGCAAUUAUAGAUAAAUCAGGAUCUACAGUCUUUGCAGAAAUUCAGGGGGUCAUUGAUGCUUGCAUUAAGCUAUCUGGAAUGCCUGACCUUUCUCUUUCUUUCAUGAACCCAAGGCUUCUAGAUGAUGUCAGCUUCCAUCCCUGCAUCCGGUUCAAGCGUUGGGAAUCUGAAAGAGUUUUGUCAUUUAUUCCUCCAGAUGGAAAUUUCCGACUCAUAUCAUAUCGUGUCAGCUCACAAAAUCUAGUGGCAAUACCAGUGUAUGUGAAACAUAGCAUCAGCUUUAAGGAGAACAGUUCUUGUGGCAGAUUUGAUAUUACAAUUGGACCAAAGCAGAAUAUGGGAAAAACUAUUGAAGGAAUCACAGUGACAGUUCACAUGCCAAAAGUUGUGCUGAAUAUGAACUUGACACCAACACAAGGCAGCUAUACAUUUGAUCCAGUUACCAAGAUACUAACAUGGGAUGUAGGAAAAAUUACUCCACAAAAGCUCCCAAGUCUUAAAGGACUGGUAAAUUUACAGUCUGGAGCACCCAAGCCAGAAGAGAAUCCAAGCCUCAACAUACAGUUCAAGAUCCAGCAGCUUGCUAUUUCAGGCUUAAAAGUAAACCGCUUGGACAUGUAUGGGGAGAAAUAUAAGCCAUUUAAAGGAGUCAAAUAUGUCACGAAAGCUGGAAAGUUCCAAGUGAGGACAUGAGAAGAGGCCAAAAUUCCUCAAGAUGUGUUUGUUUUCCAAGUGUCAUUACAGUUUAUUACUAUUAGGUACCAAGUGGGUGGGAAUACAUAUUCUAGUUAAAGCAUUUGUGUCAAGCUACACACCACUAACAAAGUUGCUUAGUAAUCAGUGUAGGGUUCUUAAGGAGCUUUAAGCUAAGGUAACUUUUGAAUGACUUAGCUUAUUUUGUAUCUUUUCACUUAGGAAAAUUUUGGAGUUGAUUUCCUCUAUAGGGGGGCACCAGCUGGAGGCUGCACACUGUAACAGUAAAGGCAGAAGGCUACAAAGAUAGCCUCUCUCCUAAAACAAGUGAACUGGUCUCAGCCAGCAGGAGCUGUCUUAAUUUGUAAUGUGAUGUGUCAAGUGCAGCCAAAUGUCACACUUGAUCUUAGCCAUUCCAAAUCAGCAUCUGUCCCAACAGAGGAAAUUUCCCCCACCCCGAGAAGUUUACAGAAAACUGCCUCUUCAAGUGUUUGCCUUAUUCAGCUUUUCACUUGUGCCAUUAAGCAAGCACUGUAGCAAAAGCCACUUCCACAUGGCCCUGGCAGGGAGCACUGCUGCUCCAUGCUCCAUUCUCACUGUACUUGGUAUUGUAUUUUUUAUAAAUAAGAUUUUUAUGUAAAGCUCAGAUUUUGAUUUACAGGGACCUUGCUGCAGUAAGUACCAUCUCAGUUUUGUGGCACUGGUUCAGCUGUUCGCACAGUAAAAAUCAUUGGUAUCAAAGGGGCGAAUGCUUUAUUAAGGUAAUAAAAGGGAACACUACUUCUGCUUUUAGGAAGUUAUUGCAAGCACAAGCAUUUGAGAUUUUAAGCAAAUUAAAGUAGUAAAAGAGAAACUUAAGUGAACCUUUGCCAUCUUCAUGUUUUAUAAAGCUUAUCCAACAUGACUUAAACCAUAGUUAGCUUAAAAGCCUCUUGCCCCAGUUCAGUGAAAGGAGGAAAAUACACCUGCCUCAGUAUCAUCAGUCUUUUUUUUUUUUUUUUUUAAUCUUUUUUAUUGUUGUUUUUAAGGGCUUGAAUUUGCCCGCAGCCCUUGUUUUCAGGGGGAACUCCCUUUUCAUAUUGUGUUCUUCCCAAGGCUAUAGUCAGUAGAUUCCUUCCUGAAACUAUUGCCAUAAUUGUCGCUGGAGUACUUAAAUGUCUCUACUGUAUGUGGAGGUACAUUAUAUUGAGGCAGAAACAAAAUCCUCAGUAACGUUGAUGAAACCGUGUUGAUCAUCAGGGUUGGCAAGUUGGUCUACAGUUGUAUCAUUUCACUCAACUUCAUUGGCUUACAAGUCUUUGCCCAGUUAUUUUGCCUUAUUAGACAUGAAGAAUGGAGAAAGGCUGAAAGUUAUGAUAUAAGUGCUUGUUCUUCAUGUUUCCUUCUUGUUCUUACUUAUGCUAUUAGUUUUCUUCUCCUUGUGACUCCAUUCUUUUCAUUCUUCUCAACUUAUAACUCCCUUUCCCUUAUCAUGCUAAGGAUAGCCCUGACACUCAUCCAUUCUGCUGUCAAGGGCUAGUGGUUGGUGCUGGUAGAGGGAGCCCACUACACAGCAGCAUUCUUACCUUUGCUUGCCUAGGGCAUCCAGCCUGCCUUUCAUCUAAUAGGAAAGAUUACUUUUUGCUACUUUGGUAUUUCUAGGGUAACCAGUAUCACCUUGGCAGCUUAAAUAAAAAUGUUGCCAAAUAUUUAUUCCUUUUGCCUAAGGCUGGUUACCCAGUUCAAUUGCUUUUCAUUUUUAAUGUCUUACUUUUCAGAGUUCAUAUCUCAAAAGAGCAAUCAGUACAUCUGCUUUUCUUUCUGCAGAAUCCCUAAUCUCAACCAUCUGUACCUGGACUGUCCAAUUUUUUUUCUGUGCUGUAUUCUCUUAUAUACAGGCAGAUUGUAUGCCAAGAGUCCCUUGCCUCAAGCAAUUUCUGCUAAAACUUUCAAGUAGACUGUUUCCUUUUACAAUUAAAUUAUUGUAUUUAUUAAUUUGAAUCUAGUAAAUCCUUUCUCUAGCUCUGGCUAUACUGUCAAUAAAAAGAUGAAAGCAACAAGUUGAUUUUUUAGCUUGACUAUUGAUUGAGCAUUCUCAAAUGGGCAUGCCUCAGUGUCACAGCAGGCUGAACAUGAUCAGAUUUUGUUCUAUCAUCACACAAGGUGUGAGGGUUGCUGCCAAGUACUUCCAAGUGCUCCUCUCUUAACUGCAGUAUAUUAACAGCCAUGUAUACUUUCUCUAAGCAUCACCCUUCUGGCCACAGACUGAUCCAAGCUUCCUCUCCCUACCACCACCACCUACUAAUAACAAAGAUCUAUGAAUACGUAGUACUAUUGGGAUAUUUUUUAAGCACAGAAUUCCAGCUAAUCCCAGAAUAGACCUGUUUUUUAAAUUCUUAAAGGAGUAUAUUCCAAGAGCAUAUGAAGUAGAUGCUCAUUUUCCACAUAAAGGAGUCACCAUCAUUUUGUUCAAAGGGAAUUCAUGUGAUAGUUUCAUUCCUUAAGUGGUGCUAUAGAAGAACCCUGGGAAGAUGCUGGUCUUAUUGUCUUUAGAGUUAUCUGAUUUGAGAAAACAACUAAACUGAAAUGCAGCUGGAAGGCAGCACCAAUGAACAUAUGGUGAGCAGCAAAAAUGAGACCAUGACUACUGUUUUCAGAUAUUGCUGAGCUAAUUCAGUAGCCUUGGACAUUUCCCUUUAACUCAAGCAGGCUGGAAUCUGCCUCCCUUGUCAGCAACUUGUGAGUUAAAGCAGCACUAACGAUCACCCUUUAACGAUUGAUUUUUACCCCUUUCAGAUCUAGAAAGGCAAAAACUGAUGUCCCAGUUGUUCUCCAAGAACCUACUCCUUUAGUCAGUGUUUCCUCAAGCACGAGGAACAUGUCCCCAAAAGCUAGCUCUGCAUCAUAGCCCUGGUGGAUCCCUGACAACCCUAUUGUUCUAGUCUGAGCUUUGCAAUAUGUAAAACAGACCUGUGGUAUUCCUGCACAUGUAACAGCUUCAGCUUCUUAUGGGGUAGUGAUGGUCUCCAUGAAUAGCUAGACUCUUCUAAGAUGAAGAGAGAUGACUUCAACCAGGGGAUGAUCCACAUCAUCUGGCUGCUUUCUCCUACUGUUAACCUUUGUCACUUCUUCUAGUGUAUAAUCCCCAAAGUUGUCCUUUAUUACACAGAUCCUUGUUAAGUAAAUAUACUACUGCUGGUUUCUACUUCUUCCAGUACAACAUUUGGAUUAAAUAAAAAUCUUUAGUUUCCAGAUCUUGAGGAUUAGUUUCAUUGGCUAGUCUUCAAAACAAAGGAGAAACUUGAUCUAAAAGUUCUGCUAAAAUAACAUACCCAUCAUUUAAAGCAUUAUUUAUACAAAUGCACUUUAUUGUUUUAAACAGAACAAAAGAAGAGGCAGAAAAUAUUUGCAUAUAACAAAUCCUAGAUUAUAAAUGUAGUUUCUUAGUGGUGAUGUCUCUAAUCAUCAUUCAGGGAUCUUUUUUUUUUUAAUUUCUUCACUGUGUCUUGAGCACUGAUAUUAGAGAAAAGCACAUCGGCAUAAAGUGUAAACCAGUGUUUCAAAAUGCUGGAAGAACUUGGAGAGCAAAUAUGAUUUUUCGUAUUUCCUCUAAGUAAUCUUUAGUAAAAUAAAGGGUGAUCUUUGGCAUAGAUUCAUACUUUAAAGGCAUUAAUAUUGCAUUUAUAUCAGGUAAGCAACUAUACAAAUAUGCUGAGGGCCUUGAAAAUAAUCUUUAUCAGUUAAAAGGAAAUAGAGGAAGCCUGAGUGUAUGGUACCAACUUAAGACAAGUUUUACACAUUCAAUGUUGGAUCUAACACACACUGGAGGUGCGAAGGAAGGACAUUCAGGCAAAAGUUCUUACUCCUUUACUCAUCCAGUUCUGGCUUUGGGAAGAAAUAUGGUUUCACGUGCUGGGGAAUGCUUAGACAGCAGUGAUAAGUGCAAAAAAGGAAAAAUUGCCUUCUCUCACUUUGCUAAUAGGAAACUUAUUACGGUGAUAAUUAAAUAUUAUACCCAUUACUCUCUUGAACAGUUGUACUUGGGAGGGAGGAGACGAUCUUGAGCAAGGGGCUUGGUUGUAGUUGGUUGAGGGAGGUAGGAAUUACUGAGGACUAUUUCCCAUUGAUUCAUCCC
Molecule: messenger RNA, 6067 nt
Organism: Ceratotherium simum simum (southern white rhinoceros)
Lineage: Eukaryota; Metazoa; Chordata; Mammalia; Perissodactyla; Rhinocerotidae
Source: RefSeq, a predicted model, not a curated record